Molecule: messenger RNA, 4183 nt
Organism: Stegodyphus dumicola
Lineage: Eukaryota; Metazoa; Arthropoda; Arachnida; Araneae; Eresidae
Source: RefSeq, a predicted model, not a curated record
AUGGAGUCUACUCAUAACCGCUGGAUGCGACGGAGGAAUAUACCAUAACAAAACGGGACGUUUUUUGACCGUGUGAAAAAGGGGUGAGUCUGUUUUGCGAUAUAUUCUCGAAUUGUUUUUUGACGUACGAGCGUUCUACCCGGCUUGGAUACUCUUCGCUAUAAGUGGGAAAGAAUUUCUCCUGUUUCCUUAAAGCAUUUAUACGAUUUUUCGCUGCUUUUGCAAGACUGGCUCCUUCUAUGUUGACGACACGAGGCAGGCAACCUGCAACUCCACUCAACCCACUCUCCGAUGAUGAUUAUUGGCCGCCUACGGCGGGUUGCAGAAACUAGGAAUGCUCGCCAUUCAGAUUAGGAUAGAGCUACAGUCAGUGCCACAGCAGCUGGACGCACAACCGGUCUCUUCGUUGCCAGAACCCAAAACUAGAAAACCAGGACUCUCUGAGUUCUGCUUUCUGCCUCUGGGUUUGCAGAGGACCCAGCGGUAUGCGGGAAGCACGCGUGGCGGCGUUUUAACCUCGACAUCGUGUUCCACCUUAAGUCAUCAAUAAUUUUGUGGUUCAUAAUUCUGAACUUGCUUAACCUCAAGAAAAGUCCAAAACUGAAUAAAGGCCUAAGUAUUUGAUGAUCUAGCCGCCUUAAAAUUACUGUUUCGGUUUCCUACUGCCAUAUUUAUAUUUUGGAAUAUCUUCUUUGUAUGCUGUGUUAAACUACUCGUAGAAAGUGAAGGAUUAUUACGACAAGUUGGCUCUAUGUUUUGACGUUGUGCCCUGUGUCAUAUUUGUCACAUCCUGCCAAAACUUCGAGCUUACAAGAACAAAGGAGACAUUUUUUCUGGAUUAUAUUUAAUACUGAUUACAUUCUUUAUAGUGUAUUCUACAGUUUUCACAUACUUAAGAGCAUUUCGUAGAUAUAUUUCAAACGCAACUAUAACUUACGCAGAACUUCCACUGAUUUUAAUAUAAAGCAAGUGUGUUACAUCAUUUGUAUUGUGAAUUAAAUUAGGUUCAUUGGAAUAUUAUCAGUAUCAAAAUUAUGAAUGAAUUUUAUCUGUAUUGUGCUUGUGUAAUCUUAAUAUUCUGAUAAAAGACGUCAACUGUAUCAGUUUAAUAACAGAAUGGCUUUCCGAGGAGGAAAGCGAAAGGAUGUUAAAAAACAAUCUUAUUAUGUAUGGUUUCUUGGUGCUAAAGAAAGCAAAGGUUUAAGAGGGGAAGAAUAUAUUAGGCCGGUCUUAAGACACUUGGUGGAUAAAGAACGUGAACUGGAGCCUAUGAAAGUGACUCUUCAGGUGAGUACAAAAGGUAUAAAGAUUAUACAGAAUGUACCCCGAAAGAACAAUAAAGGAAAAACGGAACAAAUUAAACACUUUAUACCACACCAUGCAAUUACGUGCGUAAUGCAAGAAUCCAAGCCUAAUGACGAUGUGGUAUGCUGUAUUUUGCUCAUCUACAACCCUCUCACAAAAUGUCCAGUUCAUGUGCAUGCUUAUCGAUGUGAUUCCGUUGAGACCGCUAGCACUCUUCGCUCACAGCUACAAAUCUUGAUUGAUCGGCCAGAGAAAAAAUUUCGAGAAAUAGAAAACAGGUUAGCUGCCAAAGGCCUUUUGCCAUCUCGAGGCCAGAACUCUGAUGGCAGGUCUACAAGGACUGAUGGCUCAGACAGAACAGAAGACUCAUCUGGGGGAUCUUCAGAACGUGAAGUAGGAGUCCGAAAGGAGCACAUUGCAAGCCUUUACGAUUCUCUGGCGGCUGAGCUGCGUGAACGCCUAAAUAAUCCAAAUAGCUGCCCCAUUCUUUUACCUCCCAAGGACUAUGACACGGUGAGCAGAAGGCAGGGUAAGCUUGAUAAUAUCGAUACCAGGCGAAGUACUAACUAUAACCUCGUUGGGUUGACGAAGACAGCUGCUCCUGUACCACUUAUCCACCAGAGCACUGGUGGAGGAAAAUCACCACCUAAAGCACAGGAUUCGACAAGCGCGAAGUCAUCCGGCGGAAAAUCAAGUAACAAAUCAAGUAGUGGUAUCGGAUCAGACGAAGCGUUAAGUUCCGCAAUUCAGGAGGUAUCCUCUCAUCCGGAUUUCGAAAGCAAAGAAAUCGAUCCUGACACUAGCUCGGAUGAUGAGGAAGACUGGCCUGAUGCAACCGGAAUUCCCGAUGACGAAGAUGAUGAUGAGGAAGAUGAAGUAGUGCCCUCAUAUGAAUGGCGUCGUCCUCCUCGAUAUGCUCCCGCCACGGGAGCAGCACCGAGAGAUCGACGGAGUCGUUCUUCACCAGACGAAGAGGAUGAUCCUCGAUUUGGACGUCUCCACAGAGGAGUUCGAGGAAUUGUCGAUAAGUUUGAACGUCGUGCUAUUUCUCCGCCCCUUCCACAAGAGCCGUCCCAUCAGAACAGGACGCCUAUCAAAACUGCUGCCAAUGCCAGAAGAUCAGAUCCUUACGCAGAUCAUCCUUAUCGAGUAGAUGGGGAUUCGCCAGAACGAUCGCCACCACCUGAGCAUCUAAAGCAUUUCGAAGUUGUAUACCGUCGGCAUAGUAAUCCCAUCGAAAAGAAAGUACAGAGAGACUCCCGCCCCGUGUCAUAUCCCGCUGUGAUGCUCGAUCCUGUUUCACCACGUCCAGCUAAGUCCAGGUCUGGACCGGAUCCUCCUGUGGACAAUAGGCCGAAAUAUAAGGAGAUGCCACGCCAAAUUUUCGGUGACAGACCACCACAAGACAUAAUUAGUGACCACCACAAUCCUGUUCAAAGGUUCCCAGGCAAUUUUGAUCGGUAUAUGGACAGACAUUCGCCAUCACACAUCCCUGCUCGAGAAAGGGAUUUCGCUGAAUUUUAUAGAGAAUCACGGCCUGUAUCUUCAUCUCCAGUUGGAGUUAGGCAAUUCCGUUCUCCUGAAAGACAAUCUUCUCCUCAUGAAUUGUAUCCGAGACAACGUCAAAUUAGUGCAGUAGACGUUCGACAAGAAAGAGCUUUUCCAUCACGGUAUGUAGAGCCUUAUCCUGGUUCAAGGCCAUCUUACCAUCCACCUCCAAAUGAGGAGAGGAGAAGAUCGGGUUAUUUUGACUUACCUGUUGAUCCCAGAGACUAUAGGCAUAGUUUUGUGGAAUCCCCCUUCCGCAGGCUACCACUGAACACUCAGUAUUAGUUAUUUUGGCCUUGCUGUUUUACAUGGCUCUUCAUCUUCUCCGUCUAUGGUCAGUGAUGUGCCACAUAAACUCUGAAUGAACUCUGCAUUAUUUAAUUGUGUAUUCAUAAAUAUGCUUUCAGGUACAGACGAUUGCGGAAUGCUUUCGAGUCAAACCUCUUUGUAUGUUGUUGCUUGAAACAAGCCACGCUUGAAAUAAUAAUGAGAAAGGGUAGUAUGUCGCUGUUGAACCAUUUCUUCAAAGAAGACUUACUGAAAUUGUGAAAACUGUCGCAAGUACUAUGUCACAUUGAAAUUUCUGUGCUAUCAUGUCAAUUAUUGAAAACCAUUGUAACAUAGGGAAAUUGUUACGUUACUUCUAAUGAAGCAAUUUCAUCAAAUUUAUAGACAAGCAUAAAAGAUGCGCGGAAGAUUUACUCGUGAAAUCAUUUCAUUAAGAUAAAAAGCAUUAACUGCCAUUUUUAGUGACAAAAUUUUUUAAUAUUUAUCUAAAACAGAUAUCAUUGAACGUUCUUUCAUGAAAUUUUAUUUUGGAUUAAAUUAUAUACGAAAAUUAUCUUAUAAACAUUUCAGUCCUUUAGAUCCAAGAAGAUCCGAACAAAAUCCCAAAUCUUUUUAUAUUUGACAUAAUGAGUUACUAAAACGCAUUAAAUUUGUGACAAUCACACAUUGACCAUUAAAAAAAUAAACCGUUUGUAUUGCUAAUAUAGUUAACUUGUGGCUCGACAAAGCUGCUACUGAUUCCGACGCACUAAACUAUCAAGUCUUCCCCCUUAAAAAAAUGACUUUUAAAAGCUAAAGCAAUGUGUGCUAUAUUUACGUUACAUAUUUCAUUUCUAGAUUUAACUGCAAAAUAAAUAGUUGAAACUUUUUAUGCAAAAGCAGAUCUAUAUAUAACAUACUAUAUUGAAAACACAAAGUGUACAGUUUGUUGAAAGACUAAUUUAUUUGUUAAAAAGUAAAUUGUGGAUAUUUAGAUGACUGGUUGUAAAUGAAUUACGACUGUUUUCUUCUUUAUGGGAUUAAUAAAGAUUCAUAUUUUGUA